Molecule: messenger RNA, 1043 nt
Organism: Naegleria gruberi
Lineage: Eukaryota; Heterolobosea; Eutetramitea; Acrasida; Naegleriidae
Product: 26S proteasome subunit RPN9b
Exons: 1
Coding region: 1-1026 (341 amino acids)
Biological process (GO): ubiquitin-dependent protein catabolic process
Cellular component (GO): nucleus; proteasome regulatory particle, lid subcomplex; cytosol
Molecular function (GO): structural molecule activity
Source: RefSeq, a predicted model, not a curated record
AUGCAAUUAGUUAAGAGUGAUCUUUCCGGAUCUGACUUGUUAGAUUUUUAUACAAACUUUAUUUCAUCAUUCGAAUUAAAGAUUAAUCACUUAAAAUUAGGAAAAAUAGUUGUAGAAAUAUCAAAGAGACUUCCUCUCAACAGCUCUGAAGGUUAUCCUUUUGUUGAAAAAGUUUUUAAUGCUCUCUCCAAGCAAGAUAGAGAGGCUUCUUGUAUUUUAAAAAUUGAAAUGGCAAUGUGGAAGUUGAAGGAAUCUGAUCUUACUGCUUGUAAAAGAUUGUUGGGUGAAGCUAAGGAAACUAUCUCUACUUUAGGAUUUGUUGAUAAUGUUGUAAAUGCUGCUUACUAUAAGACAUAUUCUAAUUAUUUGAAGCAUAUUGAUGAUCCAAAUGAAUUCUAUAAGAAUGAACUUCUCUAUCUUGCAUAUACACCAAUUGAAGAAAUACCUUUCAUUGAACAACAAUCUAUUGCUUUUGAUUUGGGUAUUGCUUCACUUCUCGGUGAUUCAAUUUACAACUUUGGAGAAUUUUUACAACAUCCAGUUGUUGAAUCAUUAAAUGGUUCCAAGGCUGAAUGGCUCUACAAGUUCUUGAUGGCCUUCAACAAGGGUGACAUUAGAGGAUAUGAACAAUUAUUGGUUCAUUUCGCUAGUGAAAUUGAAUCUAGACCUGCAUUGAACGAAAAGAGAGAUUUCUUGUAUGAAAAGGUUCAAUUGAUGUGCUUGAUGGAAUUAGUUUUCAGUAAGCCAGCCGAUGAUAGAAAUAUUUCCUUCGAAGAAGUUUCAGCAAUUACUGGAAAGUCAUUGGAUGAAGUUGAACCACUUCUCUUGAAGGCUUUGGCUUAUAAUUUGAUUCGUGGUGUUAUUGAUGGUGUUAAGAAUUCUAUUCACGUCAGUUGGGCUCAACCAAGAGUUCUUGAUAGAGAGCAAAUUUCAGUCUUGAGUAACAAAUUGAGCGUUUGGUUAGGUAAGGUUGAUGAAACCUUGUCUUUCUUGGAAAAGCACGGUUCUGAAGAAAUUGUCAAAUAAAUUGUAAACAUAUAAUU